AUGACAUUCAGGAAAUCAGACCAAGAAAAAGUGAAAAACACACCACUAACUCUGCAUCUGGGAGAAUCUAUCAAGAUUUGCGACUACCCUUGGCUGCCUAGCUUAGAGCACCCGAGGGUCUUAUCUCCAGUCAUUGAUGAUUUACAUGAAGCUACAGUAAACUGCCUAUUCAACCCAAUGAGUAGAAGUUGGGAUAGGGAUGUUGUGGCUGGUUUCUUUGCUCCUUUGGAAGUUGACUUGAUACUAAAAAUCCCACUUAGCCCUACAAAUGUUGAAGACAAACUCAUAUGGCCCCAUGUUUCCAAUGGAGUGUAUACGGUGAAGUUGGGUUAUAGGUUCCUUGUUAAAGAAAAAGCUGGUUCACGGCCUUCUCUUCAAGCUAAGGCAGAUUCUCCAAGUGUUUGGCGUCGGAUAUGGGGGCUUUCGGUGCCGAACAAAGUUAAAAACUUCCUAUGGAGGGUGUGUAAGGAAGCUUUACCAGUUAAGACUAAUCUGGUUCGUAGGAAAGUCUUAACCGAAGACAUUUACUGCCACUGUUUCGUGUUGGAGAAUGGUAGGAAUCCUAAACUGUUCGCAGUUUUGGUGUGGACGAUCUGGUCUAGGUGUAACCAGCUCCGAACAAGUAACAAGCUUUAUCCGCUCUCUCAAGUUUUCCCUUCAACCAAACAGAUGCUCCAAGAUUUCACUCAAGCUCAACCAGCUAUUUCUACUCCUUUGCCUCGGCCACAAAGGCAACCACCCAAGUGGGAGCCUCCUCCUUCACCUUUAUUGAAGAUCAACUUUGAUGGAGCUAUUUUUAAGGAUAAGGGCGAGGUUGGAAUAAGAGUGGUUGUACGUGAUUCGCAUGGGAUGGUCAUUGCCUCCUUGGCAGAAAACAUUCAGCUCCCAUCCUCAUCAGAUGAAGUGGAAGCAUUAGCAGCAGUCCGAGCUGUCACCUUAGCAAUGGACCUCAACCUACCCUCUUUUAUUGUCAAGGGAGACUCAGAGGUGGUCAUCUUUGCCUUAAGAAAGGAGGAAGAAUCUUUCUCUUCUUUUGGCCAUUUAAUUUCCUAG
This is a messenger RNA of Quercus lobata, 1053 nucleotides long. RefSeq lists its product as uncharacterized. NCBI's taxonomy places the organism in Eukaryota, Viridiplantae, Streptophyta, Magnoliopsida, Fagales, Fagaceae. Gene Ontology annotation, molecular function: RNA-DNA hybrid ribonuclease activity; nucleic acid binding. The coding region runs from base 1 to 1053 and encodes 350 amino acids. The transcript is spliced from 2 exons. The record is from RefSeq and is a predicted model, not a curated record.